Messenger RNA from Clupea harengus (Atlantic herring), 1736 nucleotides. RefSeq names its product transcriptional adaptor 2B (gene tada2b). The record is from RefSeq and is a predicted model, not a curated record. Gene Ontology annotation, biological process: regulation of transcription by RNA polymerase II; chromatin remodeling. Lineage: Eukaryota; Metazoa; Chordata; Actinopteri; Clupeiformes; Clupeidae. Gene Ontology annotation, cellular component: SAGA-type complex; nucleus. Gene Ontology annotation, molecular function: transcription coactivator activity; chromatin binding; zinc ion binding.
GUACGCAUGCCCUCCCUGCGAGGCACUGCUGCUUUCAACAACAAGCAGAAACCAGCAACAUGGCCGACCUGGGGAAGAAGUAUUGCGUGAACUGCCUAGCAGACGUUACAAACCUGCGGCUUCGCUGUACCGAUUGCCUGGAUAUUGAACUUUGUCCAGAGUGUUUCUCUGCGGGUGCCGAAAUUGGUAAUCACCGCCGAUGGCACGGCUAUCAGUUAGUGGAUGGCGGGCACUUUACCCUGUGGGGUCCCGAAGCAGAGGGAGGAUGGACGAGCAGGGAAGAGCAGUCGCUACUCGAUGCAAUCGAGCAGUAUGGAUUUGGAAAUUGGGAGGAUAUGACUGCCCCAGGCAGGACCCCUCAAGAGGUCAUGGACCAUUAUGUCACCAUGUACAUCCACGGUAACCUGGGAAAAGCUUGCAUACCAGACAAUAUCCCCAACCGUGUGACUGACCAUACCUGUCCAAGUGGGGGUCCCCUUUCCCCGAGCCUGACCACCCCGCUGCCCCCGCUGGACAUCUCUGUCGCCGAGCAACAGCAGCUGGGCUACAUGCCACUGCGGGACGACUACGAGAUUGAGUACGACCAGGAGGCGGAGAAGCUGAUCAGCGGCCUGUCAGUCAACUACGACGACGAGGGUGAGAUCGAGAUGAAGCGGGCGCACGUGGACAUGUACGUGCGGCGGCUCCGAGAGCGCCAGCGUCGCAAGAACAUCGCCCGUGACUACAACCUGGUGCCUGCCUUCCUGGGGCGGGACAAACGGGACAAGGAGCGGGAGCGCCCCAGCUCGGGAUUGGCUGGACCUGGAGCCGGGGUAGGCGGCGCAGGGACGGGGGCUGGCAGCGGAGGGGGAGUGGUCUGUGGAUUGGGGGUCGCUCCCACGGGGGCAGGGGGUGCCUCCACCGUCCCAGUGGUGCUUCCGUCGGCGGCACCUAAGAGGAAGAUCACCAAGGAGGAGAAGGAGCAGCGGGUGAAGCUGCGGCCGCUCUGCCAGCUGAUGGCGCACCGCGAGUUUGAGGAGUUCUUCGAGAACCUCCACAAGGAGCGAGUGCUGCGCGCCAAGGUACGAGAGCUGCAGCGCUACCGCCGUAACGGCAUUGCGCGCCUCGACGAGUCGGCCGAGUAUGAGGCCGCCAGACACAAGCGCGAGAAGCGCAAGGAGAACAAGAGUGUGGCCAAGCGCGGCAGCGCGGGCGGCGGAGGAGGCGGCCAGGGAGGGGGAGGGGGAGGCAGCGGCGGCGGUGGUGGGGGCGGAGGUGCCAGCACGUGCCCUGGAGGAGCAGGCGGUAUCAAAGAGGAGGGCAAGGACGGCGAGUUCUCGGCCAUCGAGAACCUGUCAGGCUUCGAACUGCUGUCCGACCGCGAGAAGGUGCUCUGCAACUCACUCAACCUCACCCCAGCACGCUACCUGACUGUCAAAACCAUCAUCAUCAAAGACCACCUGCAAAAGAGGCAGGGGAUUCCUUCCAAGAGCCGGUUGCCCAGCUACCUGGACAAAGUGCUUAAAAAGCGCAUACUGAGCUUCCUCACGGAAAGUGGCUGGAUAUCCAGAGAUGCGUCCUAACAUCCUGGAAAAAUUGACAGUUUUUUCCUUUUCUUCUUGUUUGAGAUGGGGCCAAAUUACUGGACACCACAAGCAGUCCUUCUGAGAUGUCCAGGUGUGAUCACACUUACUGAUGUACAGUUGAGAAACAGAAACAAUACUCCCUGUUUAAAAAAAAAAAGAAGGAAGAAAACA